This is a messenger RNA of Leptosomus discolor (cuckoo roller), 1173 nucleotides long. RefSeq names its product hydroxysteroid 17-beta dehydrogenase 2 (gene HSD17B2). Gene Ontology annotation, molecular function: estradiol 17-beta-dehydrogenase [NAD(P)+] activity; testosterone dehydrogenase (NAD+) activity. The record is from RefSeq and is a predicted model, not a curated record. Lineage: Eukaryota; Metazoa; Chordata; Aves; Leptosomiformes; Leptosomidae. Gene Ontology annotation, biological process: steroid metabolic process. Gene Ontology annotation, cellular component: intracellular membrane-bounded organelle.
AUGGAUGCUCUCACUGGCAGCCCCCUUGGAUGGCUCUGCAUGGGCGUCACUGCACUUUUUGGGGCAACUGUGCUCCGCACAGCCAAGAGGAGCCCGGCAGAGCAAGCAAGUGUGCUGGUCUGGAGGCUCCUGCCCGCCUUGCUGGGGCUGCUGUGUGGGGCCACGCUGGGUCCUGGCGGGGGGCUGGUGGUGUUUUGUGCCGCGUGUGUUGUCUCCUCUGUGUACCUGGGUGGCAGGGCGCUGCUGCCCGUGGGCGACAAAGCUGUGCUCAUCACAGGAAGCGACACUGGGAUUGGACAUGCACUGGCUAAAUACCUGGAUAACUUAGGUUUUGUUGUGUUUGCUGGAGUUUUGAAUAAGGACGGACCUGGAGCUGAGGAACUGAGACAGACCUGUUCUCCAAGACUCUCUGUCCUGCAGCUGGAUAUAACCAAUGCCACCCAAGUCAAGGAAGCCUAUCUAAAAGUCUCAGAGAAGAUGCAAAAUACAGGACUCUGGGGACUUGUGAACAACGCGGGCAUCCUGGGCUUCCCUGCUGAUGGUGAGCUGCUCCCCAUGAGCAUGUACAGGCAAUGCAUGGAGGUGAAUUUCUUUGGGGCUGUAGAGGUGUCCAAGACCUUCUUACCGUUACUUCGGAAAUCCCAGGGGAGGCUGGUUAACAUGUCCAGCAUGGCAGGAGGCAUUCCACUACCGAGGUAUGCUGCGUACGGUGCAUCAAAAGCAGCUCUGACCAUGUUUUCUGGAGUAAUGAGGCAAGAGCUUUCCAAAUGGGGAAUUAAAGUUGCUGCAAUUCAUCCGUCAGGCUUCCAAACAGGUAUACAAGGCACAUCCGACCUGUGGGAUAAGCAAGAAAAGGAUCUGAUGGAGAACCUUCCAGCAGACACAAGGCAAGACUACGGUGAGGACUACCUCCUGGGGCUGAAGAGCUACCUUGUGCACAUACCCGCGUACUGCGCCGCCGACCUCUCCCCUGUGCUGAGCGCUGUCCUGCACGCUUUGCUGGCCAAGAGACCACAGGGCUUGUACACCCCUGGCAAAGGGGCUUACCUGCUCCUCUGCAUCUUCUGCCACUUUCCUCUCUGGUUCUAUGACUUUUUCAUUAGUAAGAUGCUAAGCACUGAGUCUGUCCCAAGGGCGCUGAGAACAUCAGAAGCUGAAAGCAAGAAUCUCUAA